Bicyclus anynana (squinting bush brown) is the source of this 2335-nucleotide messenger RNA. RefSeq names its product esterase E4-like. Lineage: Eukaryota; Metazoa; Arthropoda; Insecta; Lepidoptera; Nymphalidae. Bases 648 to 2306 code for a protein of 552 amino acids. The record is from RefSeq and is a predicted model, not a curated record. The transcript is spliced from 3 exons.
UAAAUUUUAAAAUUUAAUCAAUUGUUUAAUUAUCGACAAACCAAAAACUAAUUUAUUUGUUAUAUUUCUAAGUGAUAUAUAUAUUUUCUUUAAUUUUAAUUAUUUAAAUAGAAAAUUAAUUUUAAUUAAUAAAAUAUGUUGAUAGUGACAAAUCAAUAUGAAAACUUAAUUUCUACUUUCUAUUGUGUAAAGAAAAGAGUAAAACAGAAUAAUUACAAUGUAAAACAGCUGGCCUAUUAAUUAUUUUGGUCUUUAUCAUCAAUAUACUCCAAAAUAAACAUCAAAUCAAUUGACGAAAUGUCAUUUACCUACUGUGAUAUCCAGUAAGCAUCGGAUGACAUUUUUACAUAGAAUUUAAAUUUCGUUAAUGUCAACUAGCACACGUGCAACCAGCAAGUAUUAACCUGCAGGGCACUAAUUAACUUUGUUGUCAUAAUCAGUCACCGUUCACUGUAGAAGCAUUAUGUAUUUCAAAAUUAUUAGAUUCCUAAAUUCUAGAUUGUUAUGGUGUUUUUAUUCACUAACUUCUCUCCUUGUGUUACUUUUGUAUCCUGUACAACAAAUGGCUUUUCAAAAUUGUCAGGUCUAUGUAUGCUGAUCGAUGAAUAUUUAGACUUUCCAACAUUUUUUUACUUGCCACGUGCGUCAUGUGUUUACAGCAGAAUGCCCUGGCUGUCCGGGUGUCCGUGGAGCAGGGGGUGCUGCAAGGGGAGCAGCUGACGACAGUCACAAAGGACGCUACGUACUACAGUUUUAAAGGAAUACCGUACGCCGCCCCACCGGUUGGCAAACUAAGGUUUCAGCCUCCUCAACCACCAGCAAGAUGGAAGGGCAUAAGAAAUGCAACGCAGCACGGAAGCAUAUGCAUACAAGUAGAUAACAUCAGUCAGGAAUUCUUACCCUGUAGCGAAGACUGUCUCUUCUUGAACGUCUACACUCCGAAUAUGAAGCCAUCAUCACCAUUGACUGUCAUGCUUUUUAUCCACGGCGGAGGCUUCAUGAGUGGUUCGGGCAACGAUGACUUUUACGGACCCGAUUUCUUCAUAAGUCAAAACAUAAUUCUUAUAACAAUCAACUACAGGUUAGAUGCUAUAGGAUUUUUGAAUUUGGGUUCCAAGGAAGUUUCCGGGAAUGCAGGAAUGAAAGAUCAAGUCGCGGCCUUGAAAUGGGUGCAACUUAAUAUAGCGCACUUUGGUGGUAACCCGAAAAAAGUCACCAUAUUCGGUAACUCAGCUGGUGGCAUCAGUUGUCUUUUGCACUGCAUAUCACCGAUGUCUAAAGGACUGUUCAAUAGAGCGAUAGCUAUGAGUGGUGUUCCCUUAAUGGAUAUCGGUCUUGAGUUUGAAUCUGUAAGACGAGGGUUUAAUUUAGGAAAGAUUAUGGGCUAUGAAACAAAGAAUGCCACUGCGCUUCUUGAAUUCUUGCAAAGUGCCCCAGCGUCUCAAUUGCUUAAUACCAAACCACAUGUAAUAAUAGCGGAGGAAUAUAUGAAUAACCUUGCGAAAAUGUAUCAAUUUGGACCGGUUGCAGAAGGAGAUUUCGGCCAGGAGAGAUACUUGACGGAUGCAUUUGUUAUGUCACUUGUAAAUGGAAAUAUUAACGACAAUGAUAUAAUGAUAGGCUACUCAAAUAAUGAAGGUUUGACCGGUAUCUCUUACUUUGAAGAUUAUUUGAUCGAUGUAGACAACAAGUAUCCUGAGUUACUAAAUCCAAGAAGAUUUCUGUACUAUAUCAGUGCAAAGGAUUACUUACCGUUGUCUGACGAUAUUAAGGAUUAUUACUUUGGAGCAAAACCUAUAAGCCUGGAUACGAUGAAGGAAUAUGUUAACUACCGAAGUGAUACGGUAGAAUAUCAAUCAUUGAGGUACAUGAGAGACGUUUACAGAGCAUAUUCGAAAAAGAAAUUCUUGUACCGGUUUUCUGGAGACACAGAAAGGAAUGUCUACAGUAUGGACAAGGUUCGGUACGGAUUGACUGGAGCAGGACAAAAAGACAUCGAGAUGUAUUUAUUCUAUGCUAACUCGCUUAAGUUGCCAAUCAAUACUGAUAGUGAAUCAUUUGGAAUAAUUAAACAGUUAACUACUCUGUUUGCCAACUACGCCAAGUUUGGAAACCCAACACCUGACUCGUCACUUGGAGUAACUUGGAACGAAUAUGACGCCAAAAAAGAGAGCUACUUGGACAUUGGAUUAAAACUGACUCCUGGAACUCAUCCCGAGGCGAACGUGAUGAAAUUCUGGCGAAAACUGUACAAUAAAGCAAACACACCGUUCUACCAUGUUGGCGUUAUACCACCAACAGAAUGAUGAUAAUAUUAAAUAGAAACAGAAUAUUA